AUGAAAUUGUUUCUAAUUGCCUUCGUGGUAUGUUUAGCUAUCUCCUCUUCAUCUGCACAUCCCUCUUGGGUCCACGGUGGAUGGGGCGGCUUAGGAGGAUGGAGAGGUAAUGGAGGAUGGAGAGGUAAUGGAGGAUGGGGCGGCUUAGGAGGAUGGAGCGGUAAUAUUGGAUGGAGUAACCCAAUUGCAUUGGGAGGACAUAUUCCGAUAACACAUUACGGAGGAGGUCAUGCUGGAUUGGGAGUUAUUCCAUGUUAA
This is a messenger RNA of Diabrotica virgifera virgifera (western corn rootworm), 258 nucleotides long. Its product is annotated as neuropeptide-like protein 32. The record is from RefSeq and is a predicted model, not a curated record. Lineage: Eukaryota; Metazoa; Arthropoda; Insecta; Coleoptera; Chrysomelidae. The transcript has a single exon. Bases 1 to 258 code for a protein of 85 amino acids.